AUGGGCGAGACUCGGGAUUAUUACGCGGACCUGGAGUUGCCUCCAACCGCAGAUAUAGCAGAGAUUAAGAAGCAGUUCCGCAAACUUGCCCUGCAAUACCAUCCUGAUCGAAACCCUGGACGAGAGCAGGAAGUGAACGCAAAGUUUCAAAUCAUCCAAUCUGCCAACGAAGUCUUGGGAAACGCGGAAGAGAAAGCGAAAUACGACGCAUCGUACAGUGGAAGAACUGGUCGUUAUCCUACGGCGUCUGGUCGCAAGGGCAACCCAUGGUCCGAGGCGGCACAAAACUUCCCUCCGCCGCCACGUCGCAAUCCUCCUACCGGGAAGCCAGCAACUUCCAGUGGAGGAGCUCAAAGAUGGUCCUCGAGAUUUGCAGCUGGCGUUCCGCCAACAGCCAAGCAAUUCUUCACCAAUCCAGAUCCCGAAACCAAGAAGAAUGCAGCCAAGGCUUUUGACACCAUGCGUAAGUCUCAGGCAAAGAAGCCCCAAGCGAAGCCCGAACCACCGCCGCCUCCUCCUCGUACGCAAACUGGCAGAGAGCGCGCGGAGGCGUCGUUUGGCACAAGAAAGGCUAGCCAGGCAACUCGGCUACCGACAGACGAAUAUGACCCCUCCCACAGGAAACCGGCACCGCAGCACUAUGGGAUCGGUUCGCAGCCGCAGCCUCCCAUGCCAGACCCUCUGAGCCAGUUCAGAGAUAAUGGCGCACAAUCGGAUGCUCGCUAUAGUUCGCAGUACACCACACAAGGGGGAGAAAAGAUUGACCCGUUUGAGGGCAUGAAGAGGACUCACAACAUGAGAAAUAUGGGAGAUGAUGGUACUCAGCAAUCGCGGGCCGAUGACUUGGACAAUGGCUCUGCUGGUGCUUACGCGAAACCUUCUGUUUUCCAGCAGUCGGCUCAGGGCAAAGGCAAUGUUGAUAGCACACGCGCCCAGCCAGACACGGAAUCAAUGUAUGCAAAUCCUCCCAGAACACAUCCGCAGAAGAUAUUUACAUCGCUUUCGCCCCGAAACAAACCUAUCAUGUCAUCAUUCUACUUCGGAUCGUUAUCAAGUGUAUACAAUCCUCAACCCGACCAUUUAGCAUCCAGUGGAUGCCAAGUACUACCGCAAGACAGUCCACAAUUUGAGAAACAACUGCAACACCUGCUUGCUCGUUUGAUUGAUGCCAACGACCCCAGCCCGUUAUCUUCACACAAUGACCCCCACAUGCAAAGAAUAGAGCUUGCUGACAAGGCUUGCAAUAACAGCUUCAAUCUCAAGGUCGAUGAUGAUACGUUUACCCAAUCAGAUCACAGUCGAUCAUCGUCACGCCGACGCCCGACUCACCAAACAAGUUUUGAUAAGACUAACGUAGAUGGAAUCAACACCAAAUUCUCCAAAGAGUUUGCGGACAAGCUAUGGAAUUUUAAAGCAGGAUCGCCUACAUCCGAGAAGCCAGGUGCUCAGUCGCCUAGCACGCAGUCACCGAACCCAAACCAGAGCAAUGCGCCGCAUAGUAGUGCAGCUGGCGCAACGGAAGCGUCAACCCAAGAGACGGGCUUUAACCCGGGUGGAUGGAGUGACAAGUUUGGCCCUCAAACAUUUGUUCCGCAACAGGCGCCUGGCAGUUCAUCAUCACCAACGAGGGCGUCGCGUACAAAUUCGAGAAAGAACAAACCAGUCAAGUCGAAUGCGAAUAAUCCCAUUGUCAUUAAUGAUAGCGAUGAAGAGGACAUAUUUGAGUGGUCUGGACGCAAGGGUCAAGGCCAGGACCAGUCGACAGAAAGCCCCCAAGAGAUGGAUAUAGACACUCCCCCCACUGUCCCCCCUCGACCGCCACCCUCCGCCCGUGGUAUCUACGUCGAGCCAACUCGACCCGAAUGGCGAUCGGACAACUUGAAGCCGGCGGCGGAGAGCUCUGCGCCAGCAAGUCACGUUGGAACACCCUCCGCACCAAAUGUAGGAGGCUCUGAAGACAGUGAAGAGUUCAUGGCGAGCUUUGGAGAUUUGAAGAAUGUGGCGCCGUUUGCGCAGCAAAAGGCAGGACUGAAAUCGUUCGCUGACCUCAAAGACAACCUUCCCUUUGAGUCUAAGGCGUCUGGUGAAGUGCCAUUACGAAUGCCCAAAGUCCAACCUCUCGUCUUCCCUACGCCGCCUCUCGCACCGCGUCCGCCACCAACUGCUGCCAUUGACAGUAUAACGCCCAGCGAUAGCUCAUGGAACAAGUACCUUGAUGACUUUGGGAUGUACCUUCAGGAAUGGGAACUUUUCAACACGCAGGUCGUCGAUCACUUUGCGACGAGAAACGCGCACAUCCGGCGCGAUCGUGAGUCCAAGGGCUACGCUUUUCUGGGCUCGCGCUCAGAGAUUGAGAUUCAAGAGUACAUAAGCUGUGUUCAGCAGGAUAAUGAUGUGCGGCGACGAUGGAACGCCGCGUCUGAAGGCCACGAGGAGAGAUUCCGAGAGUUUAUGGCGUUUCGAAACAAGAUGAAGAAGAAGAAUGGACAGUAA
Molecule: messenger RNA, 2493 nt
Organism: Cordyceps militaris CM01
Lineage: Eukaryota; Fungi; Ascomycota; Sordariomycetes; Hypocreales; Cordycipitaceae
Product: Heat shock protein DnaJ
Exons: 3
Coding region: 1-2493 (830 amino acids)
Cellular component (GO): cytoplasm
Source: RefSeq, a predicted model, not a curated record